AAGCCGAGUUUGAAGUUUGUUUCUAAUUCAUUGUACCUAUUACUUCUUACUGCAUAAAUUAUUAACAAUUUUUAACCAUGUCUGCCCGAUAUGAUAGAGCCAUCACAGUAUUUUCUCCUGAUGGACAUUUAUUACAAGUAGAAUAUGCUCAAGAAGCUGUCAGAAAGGGGUCAACAGCAGUUGGAGUUAGAGGAGUCGAUGUGGUAGUCUUAGGUGUUGAGAAAAAAUCGGUUGCUAAAUUGCAAGAAGAACGAACUGUGAGGAAAAUAUGUCUUUUGGAUGAUCACGUCGUAAUGGCAUUUGCCGGAUUGACAGCAGACGCUCGUAUAUUAAUAAACCGUGCACAAAUCGAAUGUCAAUCACACAAGUUAACAGUCGAGGAUCCAGUAACAUUGGAGUAUAUUACAAGAUACAUAGCAGGUCUCAAACAGAAAUAUACUCAGAGCAAUGGUCGUCGACCAUUUGGUAUUUCGUGUUUGAUAGGAGGAUUCGACUAUGAUGGUUCACCACACUUGUUCCAAACUGAACCUUCUGGUAUAUAUUAUGAAUGGAAAGCUAAUGCAACUGGUAGAUCUGCAAAGACAGUACGAGAGUUUCUAGAGAAAAAUUACACCGCUGAUGAAGUUGCUACAGAGAAUGGAGCUGUCAAGUUGGCUAUCAGAGCACUCUUGGAAGUAGUACAGUCUGGCCAAAAGAACCUAGAAAUUGCUGUAAUGAGAAGAGGUCAACCAAUGCAGAUGCUUGACUUAGACACUAUAAACUCCUAUGUAUCUGUCAUUGAAAAAGAGAAAGAAGAGGAAGCAGAGAAGAAGAAACAGAAGAAGUAAUUUAAAAAUUGUAACUUUUUUAUUAAAAUAAAUGGCAUAAGGAAUUCUUAAUAUUUGAAUUUUCCUUAAGAAUUCAACAAGUCUAUAGUUUUUGAAAUCUGACAAUAAAUAUCUUUUAGUUCUGAACUGCAUUCUUGACUGGAGCCUUUGUUAACUAUAAAAUCAUUUAGCAUCUGGUCCCAUUCUCCAUUGUAAUGACUCUGUUGAUUACUCUGAAAAUGAAAAAUUAUUUUUUAUAAUUAUUGAUUACAUAAACAGCAUGUUACCGUCAUAAA
Messenger RNA from Bombyx mori (domestic silkworm), 1102 nucleotides. It is a transcript of the gene Prosalpha4, whose product is annotated as proteasome beta-subunit. Gene Ontology annotation, cellular component: nucleus; proteasome core complex, alpha-subunit complex; proteasome core complex. Gene Ontology annotation, biological process: proteasomal protein catabolic process; ubiquitin-dependent protein catabolic process. The record is from RefSeq and is marked provisional. NCBI's taxonomy places the organism in Eukaryota, Metazoa, Arthropoda, Insecta, Lepidoptera, Bombycidae.